Molecule: messenger RNA, 5573 nt
Organism: Pterocles gutturalis (yellow-throated sandgrouse)
Lineage: Eukaryota; Metazoa; Chordata; Aves; Pterocliformes; Pteroclidae
Gene: RALGAPA2
Product: Ral GTPase activating protein, alpha subunit 2 (catalytic)
Biological process (GO): positive regulation of GTPase activity; regulation of small GTPase mediated signal transduction
Cellular component (GO): nucleus; cytoplasm
Molecular function (GO): GTPase activator activity
Source: RefSeq, a predicted model, not a curated record
AUAUUGUGGAUGGAAGUGACCUGAAGCAAUUUUUUGAGAACAAUUAUUCUCAGAUUUAUUUUAUAUUCUAUGAAAACUUCGUAACACUGGAAAAUAGCUUGAAACAAAAAGGGAAUAAAUCACAAAGGGAGGAGCUGGACUCCAUUCUCUUGCUUUUUGAAAAAAUAUUGCAGCUACUACCUGAGAGGAUUUUUUAUCGAUGGCAUUUUCGCAGUAUAGGGUCAAUUCUGAAGAAACUUUUGCAUACUGGAAAUUCUCUCAAGAUAAGAUGUGAAGGAAUCCGGCUGUUUCUUCUCUGGCUUCAAGCGCUUCAGACUAACUGUGCGGAAGAGCAGAUAUUAAUAUUUGCAUGCCUUGUGCCUGGCUUUCCACCCAUUAUGUCCUCACGAGGUCCCUGUACACUAGACAGCCUCCUCAGUCCUCCUAAUUUGCCCGACGCAAAGAUUUUUCCGGAAGAGAUAACCCCACUUUUGCCAGCUGUCUCUGGAGAGAAAAUUGCUGAAGACCAAACCUGCUAUUUUCUUCAGCUACUGUUAAAAUAUAUGGUAAUUCAGGCUGCAAGCUUGGAAUGGAAGAAUAAGGAGAACCAAGACACUGGUUUUAAGUUUCUCUUUACCUUGUUUAGAAAAUACUAUCUUCCUCACUUGUUUCCAUCUUUUACAAAGCUAACCAACCUUUACAAACCUGUUCUUGAUAUUCCUGAUAUGAGACCAAGACCAGUAUACAUUACUGCAACACAAAACAAUGAAAAUGUCUAUAGUACAAAAAUUCCAUAUAUGGCAGCUCGAGUUGUUUUUAUUAAGUGGCUUGUUACCUUCUUUCUUGAAAAGAAAUAUUUAACUGCUGUUCAGAAUACAAAAAAUGGAGGAGAAAUGCUCCCUAAAAUUAUUCAGACUGCUGGUGCUGUAAACCAAGAUAAAAACACAGAGCUGGAGACCAGUCUGUCUUAUGCAAGUGAGCAGGAGAGAAGCCACUCUAACAGCAGCACCUUGUCUGACAGAAGGCUCAGCAAUUCCAGCCUCUGCAGCAUCGAAGAGCAGCACCGGACUGUCUAUGAGAUGGUGCAGAGAAUCCUCUUAUCCACUCGAGGAUAUGUUAACUUUGUUAAUGAAGUGUUUCGACAAGCUUUUUUAUUGCCACCUUCUGAUGUAUCUGCAACACGAAAAGUGGUUAAGGUAUAUCGAAAGUGGAUAUUGCAAGAGAAGCCUGUGUUCAUGGAGGAGCCAGACAAAAAGGAAGACAGCCAGGAUGCUGUUGUCAACUUAGAGGAUUCAUCAGUGGAAACAGAUGGUAAACAUCUUUCCUCUGACCAUUCAGGACACAAGCGCUCAUCCAGCUGGGGAAGAACGUACUCCUUUACCAGCGCCGUUAACAGAGGAUGUGUGUUAGAAGAUGAGGACAAAAAUGUUAAAGCUGGUGCUCAAGCUGCCUUACAGGUAUUCUUGACAAACUCUGCAAAUGUUUUCUUACUGGAACCGUGCAUUGAAGUCCCUGUGCUUCUGAAGGAGCAAGUUGAUGCUUGCAAAGCAGUUCUGAGUAUCUUUAGGCGCAUGAUAAUGGAACUAUCAAUGAAUAAGAAGACAUGGGAACAGAUGUUACAGAUACUCCUUAGAAUAACAGAAGCUGUGAUGCAAAAGCCGAAAGAAAACCAAAUAAAGGAUACAUUUGCUCAAAGCAUGUCGGGGUUACUUUUCCGAACCCUCAUUGUGGCUUGGAUCAGAGCAAACCUGAGUGUUUACAUUUCUCGGGAGCUGUGGGAUGAGCUGCUCAGCGUUCUCUCUGCCCUGACAGAUUGGGAGGAGCUCAUAAACGAGUGGGCCAAUAUCAUGGACUCUCUAACAGCAGUGCUAGCAAGAACUGUGUAUGGGGUAGAAAUGACAAACUUACCCUUGGAUAAGCUCAGUGAACAAAAAGAAAAAAAGCAGAGAGGAAAAGGUGGCAUUUUAGAACCUCAGAAGACGGCUGUAGUGGGAAGAUCUUUUUCAUUAAGCUGGAAAAGUCAUCCUGAAGUUGUGGAGCCAAUGAGAUUCAGAAGUGCUACGACCUCUGGAGCCCCAGGCGUUGAAAAAGCAAGAAAUAUUGUGCGUCAAAGAGCAACAGCUAAGCGAAGCCAGUCUAUCAGCAACUGUGUUCAUCUUUAUGAGGCUUUGCCAGCUACUAAAAGUGUACCUCUUCUGCUUCACACUGUGAGCUCUCUCUUACCUGGUAUCUCUUACACUUCUUGCUCUCACAGACUGUCAGAAGUUGAAGAAUCUCUACAGCUGGAAAAUCCAACAGGAACAGAAGCUACGGGCCUAUUUGCAGACCAAGAACAGCAGCUAACUCGAAGCAGCAGCACUUCAGAUAUUACAGAUCAGUUUCAAUCUGAUUUUGUUCAAGGUAAAAAGGCUGGAAGUUCUCAUAAUUUAACUUCUUCAGACUCCAAAUCAGUUCAGGAAAAUAAGGGAUGUACAAAGAAGGAACAUGAAGCUGAGCAAGUACUAGUACGAAGAAGCAGUAGUACAGCUGAAUUAGAUUUGAAAGCAGACUUGCAGCAAUCACUUGGAAAUUAUAGAGAGAGAGAAAAAAGUGAAAGCGUUAGCAGUGACACAUCCAUCGGCUAUAGUAAUGAAGUAGAAAUUGCACUUAUCCCCUGGCAAGCUUCUGAAGAAGACCAUGAAGUUAAUGCAUCAGUAGAUGUUUGUAUGGAUCCUGAUGCACCUCGCUGGCUUCAGCUUAGUCCUUCAGAUACUGCAAAUUUAACAGACAGUAGUGAAUUCCUUGCUGAUGACUGCAGUAUAAUUGCUGGUGGAAGCCUUAUUGGUUGGCAUCCUGACUCUGCUGCUGUGUUAUGGAGGAGAAUCUUGGGAAUUCUUGGAGAUGUGAACAAUAUACAGUCACCUAAAAUCCAUGCCAAAGUUUUUGGGUAUCUUUAUGAGCUGUGGUAUAAGCUUGCAAAGAUACGGGACAACCUUGCCAUAAGUGUGGACAACCAGUCUACUCCCUCUCCUCCAGUCUUAAUUCCCCCUCUCAGAAUAUUUGCAUCAUGGUUGUUCAAGGCAACCACCCUGCCGAAUGAAUAUAAGGAAGGCAAACUUCAGGCAUACAGGCUGCUCUGCGCUAUGAUGACUAGGCGUCAAGAUGUUCUCCCGAAUUCUGAUUUCCUGGUUCAUUUUUAUUUUGUGAUGCACCUUGGCUUAACAAGUGAAGACCAGGAUAUCAUAAAUACUGUCAUAAAGCACUGCCCACCUUGGUUUUUCUUCCUGGGCUUACCUGGCUUUACGAUUCUGAUAGGAGACUUCAUUACUGCGGCGGCCAGGGUUCUGAGCACAGACAUGCUGGAGGUUCCCCGUUCGGAAGCUCACACCAUCCUUGGUUCUCUUGUUUGCUUUCCAAAUAUCUACCAAGAAAUCCCCCUCUUGCGGCCCAUUUCAGAAGCUGGUGAUAUCAUUGCGGGAACAGCAGAUGUGAAGUGCUACCUCAUAAAUAUUUUAUUGAAGAAUGCUACAGAGGAGCCAAGUGAAGCUGCAAGAUGCAUAGCCAUUUGCGGCCUUGGAGUGUGGAUAUGUGAAGAACUAACACAGUGCACAAACCAUCCCCAAGUGAAGGAAGCAAUCAAUGUCAUAGGCGUGACACUGAAGUUUUCUAAUAAACUGGUAGCUCAAGUAGCCUGUGAUGUUCUUCAGCUGCUGGUUUCUUAUUGGCAAAAGCUUCAGAAGUAUGAAUCCUCUCUGUCCAGAAAAAUUACUGAAAUCCUUGUGGCCACUAUUGCAUUUCUUUUGCCAAGUGCUGAAUACUCCUCUGUGGAAGCAGAUAAAAAGUUUAUAGUUUCAUUGCUGCUUUGCUUGUUGGAUUGGUGUAUGGCAUUACCCAUGAAAAUGUUGCUGGAGCCGGUGUUUGCUGGUGUUCUUGAAGAUCAACAUGCAUCUAAAGCUCCUUUACUGGACUAUAUUUACAGAGUUCUGCACUGCUGUGUGAAUGGCUCCAGCACGUACACUCAGCAAAGCCAUUACGUGCUGAGUCUGGCGGAUCUCUCGUCCAGUGAUUACGACCCAUUUUUACCGCUGGGGAACGUCAAGAGCUCUGAGCCAGCCCAGUGCCACUCUUCCACGGAUUUGGGCAACCUGCUCACUGUCGCCGAGGAAAAAAGGAGGAGGAACUUAGAAUUGAUACCUUUAACAGCGCGGAUGGUUAUGACUCACCUGGUGAAUCACCUGAGCCACUACCCGCUCAGCGGAGGCCCUGCCAUUCUCCACAGUCUCCUUAGUGAGAACCAUGACAACUCCUACGUGGACUCCUCCGAGCUGUCCUCAGAAGUCUUCCGGAGUCCCAACCUGCAGCUCUUCGUGUUUAAUGACAGUACUCUUAUAUCUUACCUCCAAAUCCCCGCAGAGAAAAGGACAGACACUGAACCAGCAGCAGCCCCCUCGGACGUCAGGGUGAUUGUCAGAGAUAUCUCAGGGAAGUACUCUUGGGACGGCAGAAUAUUGUAUGGACCUUUGGAGGGCUGCCUUCCACAGCAGAGCGCAACAAACACGUUCGUGAUCUCGGGCAACCCUGAGCAUCACUUCAUUUCCCAGAAAGACCUUUCUCAGGUAGAAGAAGGAGAAGACGCUCUAGACCAAUUACUGGAGAAGAUUGGUAACACCAGUCCGGAAUGCCUUUUACAUCCUCAGCGAAAGCUGAAUGAGCCAGCGCCGCCACCCUUUGGUAUGAGCUACGACCAAGAGAAUGCGAUCACUGAAGCCCUGAUGAGGCAGAGCACCCAGGAGAAGGAGUAUAUACUUAAAUGCAGCUCAGACUUGAGUAUGAAGGUGGCCCGUCAAGAAGAACCACCUCAAGCGUCCUUUUAUUUCUGUCGGCUGUUGCUAAAUGACUUGGGAAUGAACUCCUGGGACAGAAGAAAAAGCUUUCAUCUUCUUAAGAAAAAUUCAAAAUUACUGCGAGAACUGAAAAAUCUGGAUUCCCGCCAAUGCCGCGAAACUCACAAGAUUGCAGUGUUUUACAUUGCAGAAGGACAGGAGGACAAAUGUUCAAUACUGUCCAAUGCAAGGGGAAGCCAGGCGUAUGAAGAUUUUGUUGCUGGACUGGGCUGGGAGGUUGAUCUUUCAACACACGGUGGGUUUAUGGGCGGCCUGCAGCGCAAUGGCAGCACAGGACAAACGGCACCCUAUUAUGCUACCUCUACCGUGGAAAUAAUUUUUCAUGUAUCUACAAGAAUGCCAUCAGAUUCAGACGAUUCACUGACCAAAAAGCUUCGUCACUUGGGAAAUGAUGAGGUUCACAUCGUCUGGUCUGAACACACCAGGAACUACCGCAGAGGCAUUAUACCAACAGAUUUUGGAGAUGUUUUAAUUGUUAUUUAUCCAAUGAAGAAUCACAUGUUUUUCAUAGAGAUAAUGAAGAAACCGGAGGUGCCAUUUUUCGGUCCUCUCUUCGAUGGAGCAAUCGUGACUGCAAAGCUGCUGCCAAGCCUCAUAUGUGCCACGUGCAUCAAUGCCAGCAGAGCCGUCAAGUCGCUCAUCCCGCUCUACCAGAACUUGUAUCCUUUCCUCCCACUGGGGCAAGGCUCCCUUGUAGGGUUCUUACUUUGA